AUGACCCUUUUAAGUUGGGCAUCAGAUAAUGAGCUAGAAAACAUAACGGUGAACGUCAUAAUUAAGCUGGCAAGAAUAAUAUUAAAAAGGCAUAUGAAAGCGAUGGACAGUAAUGUGUACUCAUCACCUUGUGAAGGAGAGAAUCCUAGAUCAGUUACCUACGACGCAACUGAUCUAGGAUUCUCUCCUUAUAGACCCUACUGGAAGUUCGUGAAGAAGCUCUGCAUGUUGGAGGUUCUUAACGGUCGGAUGCUGGAUCAACUCUCUCCGAUCCGGCAAGAGGGGAUAAGCCAGUUCUUGCAGAUGAUGAAGAGGAAAGGUGAAGCAAGCGAGGGCGUGAACGUCGGAGCUGAGGCCUUACAGCUAACGAAUAGUAUUAUAAUGAGAAUGUUUAUAGGCAAGAGUUGCUUUCAAACAGAGGAAGAAGCGCUCGAGAAUCUGGAUCUCCUAGGCAUUGGGAAGAACCUCAAGGAGGCUCGUGAUCAGUUGACAUCAUACUGGAGAGAAUCAUCAAGGAGCAUGAGCAGUGCAAUUACCACGGAGUGGGCGCUGGCGGAAGUGAUAAGCCAGCCAGAUGUGAUGGAGAAGGCAAGGAAGGAUAUUGAUUCUGUGAUUGGGAAAAAGAGACUGGUGAAGGAGCUGGACAUCGCAGAUCUUCCUUAUCUGGAAACGGUGGCGAAGGAGACGCUGAGGCUCCACCCUCCAUCUCCGUUGAUUAUGAGAGAGACAGUUGAAAACUGCAGCAUUGGUGGCUAUGACAUCCCACCAGCAUACCGGGUGUUGAUAAAUGUGUGGGCUAUUGGAAGGAACCACGAGUACUGGAAUAAUCCGCUUCAGUUCAGCCCAUAAAGGUUUCUGAUCAGCAAAGACGGAAGUGGGAAGAAGGGCAAUUUGGAAGUGAGGGGACAGAACUACCAAUUUUUGCCGUUUGGAAGUGGAGGAAGGGGGUGUGUUGGAGUUUCAUUGGCACUACAUGUUGCUCAGACCACUCUCGCCGCCAUGAUUCAGUGCUUUGAAUGGAAGGAAGGGGAUAAUGGGAAUGGCUGCGUUGACAUGACUUUCGGGCCUGCCAUAAUUCUUUCAAGAGCUCAGCCCCUUACGCGCGUCCCAAUUCCUAGGUUCAAUCCCUUUCCUUCUUGUAAUUCUCAUCUACAGCCAAGAAUUAACAGAGCAUGAGCGAAUAAACUUAAAAAAAUAAAACAAGUACCGACGAAGAGGCUAAAACUACCACAUAUAUCGUUAAUUAAGAAUGCUACACAGAUUCUUCUCGUUUGCCAGUGUGUGUGUGUGUGUAACCCUUGUUCUGUCAUCUGUGUGACUAGUGUUCAUCUGGACCAGUAAGCCAUUUGCAAUUUUAAACAUCAUUUUAUUGAUC
Prosopis cineraria is the source of this 1375-nucleotide messenger RNA. RefSeq names its product beta-amyrin 24-hydroxylase-like. Gene Ontology annotation, molecular function: iron ion binding; heme binding; oxidoreductase activity, acting on paired donors, with incorporation or reduction of molecular oxygen, NAD(P)H as one donor, and incorporation of one atom of oxygen. The record is from RefSeq and is a predicted model, not a curated record. Gene Ontology annotation, cellular component: membrane. NCBI's taxonomy places the organism in Eukaryota, Viridiplantae, Streptophyta, Magnoliopsida, Fabales, Fabaceae.